This is a messenger RNA of Gopherus evgoodei (Goodes thornscrub tortoise), 7849 nucleotides long. It is a transcript of the gene GAL3ST1, whose product is annotated as galactose-3-O-sulfotransferase 1. Bases 2624 to 3898 code for a protein of 424 amino acids. The record is from RefSeq and is a predicted model, not a curated record. Gene Ontology annotation, cellular component: membrane. Lineage: Eukaryota; Metazoa; Chordata; Testudines; Testudinidae. Gene Ontology annotation, biological process: myelination; galactosylceramide biosynthetic process. The transcript has 3 exons. Gene Ontology annotation, molecular function: galactosylceramide sulfotransferase activity.
AGCUAUAUGAAGCCACAAGAGGAACUGAUUAAACACUAGGGGCUGAAAUGCCAGCCAUACACAGGUGGCACCCAGCUCUAUGUGUCCCCUCUGGCAGAUGUGACCAGCUCCCUUUCCCUACUGUCCUGGUGCCUGGCUGGGACCAGCCCCUGGACAAAGAGCAGCUGGUGAACGCUGCACCCAGGUGAGACAGAGGAGAUGCUGCUAUGAAGAGGGAAGUGCCGUGAAGAUCUCUCCUCUUCCAUAACUUCCCCCACGAUCGAGGGCACCUGCCCCUCGGGGAUACCAGCUGCCCAAAUAGCCCAUGCAGCACGAACUACCCCCCUCCAACUGUGACUAGCCAGAUGAUCGUGCCCUGUCCUGUCUGACACAGACCUGGCCAGGGUGAGGACAUUUGGGACCUCCUGGCUCCAUUAGUGCAUCUCAGCUGCCAGGAUGGAGCUGCACGCCCUGGGAAUACGCCAACUGGUGCCAUGCACAGCAGCCUGUCUGCUUAGCAGCAUGCCUGUGCCCUAAGCACAUCACUCCAGCACUGCACCCCAUUGAAUAGAGUCCAGCAGAAGAGCCUGCUGUCCCAGCCCUCCAAGGAACUGGCGCUGCUGUCUGAGAGAUGCCUCUCCCUCCGUGAGCACAAUGUCCCAUGACAACUAUUUUCCUCCGGGGCCCUGACAAUUUCUCCAAUGGGGGAGGUUUGUGAGUGCAGGAGUCAGAAUUCUCAUGGGAGCAGGGCUUAGACUGUGGAACUCCCUGCCACAUGAGAGAUGAGACCACAGGCCUCAGAGGGAUCAGAACUCAAUGCAAAACUCAUCUCUUCAGCUUAGCUUCCCCUCAAGAGCUCUCCACUUGCAGGCUUUGUCUUCACUGCCAAAGAAUGUGUGUUUUUACACUGAUAAUGGACGCAGGAGGAUAGGCGAGGUCAACCAUGGGCAGGGGAAUAGUGUUGACUCGGGGUAGGACUUGACAGUGGGCUGGCUAACGUGCAGUCAUGACCCCCCUGUAAAAAAAAUCCAUCUGUUUUGCAGAGAAGACAAUAGCCACAGGCAAGAUAAGCCGUAGCCAACCUCACCCACUUAAACACACCAGAAAAAAUAAUGCCAUGUCCUUUAAAUGAAGAGAGAGUUUGUGUGAUUGUAAUUGGACUUUAAUAGCUUGGCAGAUAUUCAGCUACUCCCUGAUAAUGCAAAGAGUCUAUAAAUAAAUAAAAAGUAAGGGUGGGGAUCAGCAAUUCAGUGAGAGAAGGGAUGCCUGGGGAAUCAGUGAGACCGGGACAGUGAUGUGACUAAGCAGACCAGGCUGAGAUGUCAGCUUCUGGCUUGCAAUGGGGGUAGAGCUGAGCACAGACUGACUCCGCCUUGGAUAGGAUCUCUGAAACAGGUCUCAGCCGCAGAGUUCAGAUCCAGAUCUCAGCUCCCCAAAGGUCAAAGCAGCAAGGUUCCCCGCCCCACCCUUUUCAGAGGGUUGGAAGGGACCUCAGGAGGUGUCUAGUCCAACCCCCUGCUCAAAGCAGGACCAAUUCCCAACUAAAUCAUCCCAGCCAGGGCUUUGUCAAGCCUGACCUUAAAAACCUCUAAAAACCUUUCAAUUGGCUUCCAACCAGGCCCACAGUGAGCAACCUCCUGAGCGGUGUGAAGCCAUUUCCCAGCCCCAGCACAUAGGAGACCAUUCCUGGCCAAUAAGCAGCCAGAGUGGGGCUUGCUGUCUGCCUCUCCCACAGCCCUGGGGGGUGGAACUGGCCCUGCUUACUGAACCUCUCACUCUGUGUUUACUGAGAAAUCUCAGCCAAUCUUGAAACCCCACCCCUGCUGGCAGCUGCCUGGUGAGCCAGGAACCUGUCGGCUUUCUAGCCCAUCAAGCCUGCCUGCCUGGAGCUAGGUUACAGAUAGGGCCCUCUCCACUAGCCGCCAAUGGAAACCUGUCCUGUGGUCAAGUGGCACCUGGCCCCAAAAGCCAGUGGCUCCACAAGUGAACAGCAGUGCCUGCCACAAGCUCCCAGCCCUGGCUGUUUUAUCUGCAUGCUCCGUGCCCUGGACUCCUGCCGUGGUUGGUAGGGCUGGAUUUUGCUGUGCCUAGCAGGAGAAAUGGGGAAGGAGUGCAUGGUCUCCAGUGACAAUGUCUUUGUUGAUGUCAAUGCUGCAGAUGGAUACAAAUGGUUCUGUUGUUCUCAGCCCUGGAAGGGAGGGUUGUGAAUGAGCUCUCUGUGCUGCUUGAAGUGGGAGGAGAGAGGAGCCAGGGAGCCAGCUAGGGUGGUGGUGAGAGCUCACUCUCCGGACAUUCUCCCUCCAGGAGAUGGUGGGAGGAUCCAGCCCCAGCUCCACUCCUGGGAGGAGAGACUGAGAUCCUGGAGAUAGCAGGCACCACUGGGAAGAAACUGCCUGCCCUGAGGCUCCAGAGUCCCAAGCUGAUGGCAUGGCUCUGGCACCAUGGAGAUGGCAUAGGGAAGGUGGCCACAACUUCUAGGGAGGGGCGAGCUGUCUUGUAAGAGCUGGCACUGGGAUAACUGCCCAGGAGAUUCCAUGUCAAAGCAACAUUCCAGCACCCUUUGCAUGCAGUCUGGUCCCACUGAGCCCUGGAAGAAAAGGGAAGUUUGCAGAGAGGAGCUUAAGCCAAAGAAAAGGUGACCGCAAUGCUGCAGAAGAAGCAGCACUGGAGGUCCAUGUGCAAGGGGCUUGUUCUGGGAACUGUCCUGACGAGCUUCAUGCUGCUGCUGUACUCCUAUGUGAUUCCACCCCUGCAAGUCAGCACGAUGGAGAUUCCUAUCCCUUACUCCUGCUCCUCCUAUCCUGCCCAGGCCAGGGUGCCAGAUGUGGCGAACAGCACCCACAGUCCCCCAGGGCAAGGGUGUCUGCCCAAGCUGGACAUCAUGUUCAUGAAGACACACAAGACAGCCAGCAGCACCAUCCUAAACAUCCUUUUCCGCUUUGGUGAGAAGCACCGCCUUAAGUUCGCCUUCCCCAAUGGCCGCAAUGACUUCUUCUACCCCUCCUACUUUGAACGCAGCCAGGUCCAGGACUACCAGCCCGGCAUGUGUUUCAAUAUCAUUUGCAACCACAUGCGCUUCCAGUACCAGGAGGUGCGCAAGCUACUGCCAGCUGACACCAUCUUUCUGACAGUGCUGCGGGACCCCGCCUACCUCUUUGAGUCCUCCUUCCACUACUUUGGGCGCAUCAUCCCCCUCACCUGGAAGCUGCAAGGUGAGGACAAGCUGGCAGAAUUCCUCCGUGAUCCAUGGCACUACUAUGAUCCUAACGGGUUCAAUGCUCACUACCUCCAGAACCUGCUCUUCUUUGACCUAGGCUAUGACAACAACAUGAAUGCCAACAGCCCCUUGGUGGACCAGUACAUCCAAGAGAUCGACCAACAUUUCCAUCUGGUCAUGCUGUUGGAGUACUUCGAUGAGUCCCUAGUGCUCCUGAAGGACCUGUUGUGCUGGGAGCUGGAGGACAUCCUCUACUUCAAGCUCAAUGCCCGCAAGGACUCCACUGUCUCCAAGAUGACGGGUGAGCUCUAUGAGAAGGCCACCUACUGGAACCUCAUUGACGCCAAGCUCUACCGCUACUUCAAUACCACCUUCUGGCGCAAGGUGGAGGCCUAUGGGUGGGAGCGAAUGGCCAGGGACGUGGCUGAGCUGCACCGGGAGAACGAGAAGAUGAAAAGCAUCUGCAUCGAUGGAGGGCGCCCUGUGGAUGCCAAUGCCAUCCAGGAGUCCUCCAUGCAGCCAUGGCAGCCGCUGGGCCAGAAGUCCAUCUUGGGUUACAACUUGAAGAAGAAGAUAAACAAGAAGCACCGGAAGCUGUGCCGCAAGAUGCUGACACCCGAGAUCCAGUACCUGACCGACCUGGGCGUCAACCUCUGGAUCACCAAGCUCUGGAGCCAUGUGCGGGAGUUUUUAAAGUGGUAACAUGUGAACUGCAGCUGUCCCCAACUCCCUCCCCUCCGCUGUCCCCAUCCCCACCCAAGAGAAGAACCAAGUGAUUUCAUUUUAAUUUCUUCCUUACGUCUGUUGGCUGGAUAGGGGACAUGACGCAUCAUCAAUGAUCAGAACUGGCUUGAGGCUCCAACAGGGAAUAGUAAGCUAGAGACCACACCUCCCACCCCCUAUUCUGGAGAUCUGGUUACACAGGAGAGAAGAGGAGCCUCUGACACUUGCAAGUGGACAUUCACUGGGGUGUGAGUAAGGAAAGAGUCAGUUGGCCAAUCCUCCCCCCACCUAGUUCCUCAACACCAUCAGUCUGGGGUGCUCCUGGGUCAGUUUCCACCACUGCAUCCUCAGGUCAGUGCUGCACCACUCAGUCCAGCCACCUUAGCCUGCUCCCCUGAAUGAGCUGAGGGCAGGCCCUGGGGAGCACGACCUGGACACGGGACACUAGAACUGAUUACAGUAUCUUACUAGUUGUUUGGGGGUUGCUUUUCCCAAUGUUUUUUUCCCUUCUAUUUGAAAGCUUUGGGAGCAGCGUCUGUGACAGCGGGAUCCCAGCCCGGGUCCGUCACUCAUGUUAAUAGCAUUAUAUGUGUCACAGUGUAAAGAGACAACUAUAGGAGUUGCAAGUGUGUGUGUGUGUUUGUACUGAUGGCUGAGUUUCUGUGCUGCACACUGAUGAGUGUAUGCUUUAAUGUGUAUGUGUUACUCCAGCUGCAAGAAUGUAUGUGCAAUGCAUUGCAAUGUGUGAAGGAAUCUCGGGGGGAUGGGGGAUGUCAGAUGUGUUAUACUGUAUGUUCUGGGUGUGAGUGCGCUUGUGAACAAUACAUUACUCUGUGUGUGUGUGUGUGUGUAAAUAGUGCAUGACAGUAAACAUUGGAAUUAAGGGGGGGAUGGCCAGUAUAUUUGCUGGUGGCUGGGGGGGAGCCUUAGUCUGUUACAUGACAGGAUUCUCUCUGUGUGUAAGAGACUAAUCUGUUACACUGUGUAUAUGUUGUGUGAACAGUACUCUGCAGCAAACAUUGGUCUCUCUAGGUGUGUCUCUAUGUCACUGUGUGUAUCAGUGUGUGCAGGGUGUGUGUACAGGAAUCUGUGCAUGAUUGACAUGUGGUGGCUGUGUACAGUACAGUGAAUGUCCAGAUCUUGUCUAGGGGAUGUAAGAGAUGGAUGUGUGUGUGUGUGUGUGUGAGACAGAGAGAGAGAGAGCGAGCGAGCGACAGAGAGCACAACCUGUUCUUGGGUGUAUUGGGAUCUGUGUGCAUAUUUCACUCAGUGUGUGAGAAUGUGACCAGCCUGUUUGCCUGCGUAUCUGUUUAGAGCUGCACAAGUCACACUAUGGCUGAUACACCAGACAACACUCAGCACUCUGUCCAUUCUAGAGACAGCUGUUUGCACUGAUUCAUACUGGCCUAGAGACGGUCAGUUCCAUGUAGACCAUAUACAGUCUGUGUGUGAAGGUUAAUAUGUGUCUACAUGCUAGUUUUUAUCUGCAUCAGAGGGCUUAGUUGGCCACAGUAGUCUUCUACCUGCACUGACUCAGACAAGUCCAUAUAUGGAAAAUAAUGCCCAAGGCAGCGGUCCUUAAAUACAUUAAGAUGGCCAAUGUGGCACAUUUAAUUAAACUGGUUCUCCCAUAGCAUUGAUUUUGAACAGUCUAUGCAUGAGUCAUACCGCUCUGAGAGGUAUAUAUUACCAGCUCAAGCUGCACCUAGCUCAACCUCUAUGUACAUGUUUUUAUGGCGUUCAGUCUAUAGUUGGCCAUCGGUCCUUAUAGCACAUUAUUAACUAGCAGCCAGCAAAAUGAUGUUAUUGUUUGAAGCAGCAUCAACACUUGAGUUUCGGGCAUGUAUAAAAACCCCACUACACAAGCCUUCUCUGGUUUGGUUUGUGGUCCUUGAAUUUUUAACCAGCCUGGCAGGUUCAAAGCAAAAGAAAAGAGAUGAUGAAAGUCCUUUCAGGGUGUCUGUCAACAAAAUCCUGGCCUCCAACAGCUGUUGCCUGUGGAGCUUUCACUGCAUGAACCUGGCCACUGUCAGAUCCUUUGCUGCGGGGGUCUCAGGCCUAGGGCUAGACACUGGACAGUAGGUUUCCACUGUAAUCCAUAGCUCCAGUUGCCCUGUGUGUAUCAUUCCCUGAGCCAGCAUGGGCUCAGUGCUCCAAGCUUCCCAUCUUCCUGUUGGACCAUGGCUGGUUGGCCCUCAGCAGAGCAAAGCGUGUUCUCUUCCUGCCUCCAUACCACCAGUUAGAGGGUCCCAUGGUGCCCCUCCCUAGAGGGGAGGCUGGGCAUGAGCCAUGGAAUCUGGUGAGAACUGGUGGGGGUACAGGGAGGGCUUGGAAGAGAGGCUGAGGGUGCAGGACAGCAUGUUCCCUGCUUUCUGUUCUUGCUUUGACGCUUGGCUGGGGUGGGGAGUCCAGAGGGAGCAGGAGACAAGCUCCCAGCGGCUUCUAUGCUUAUGACCCCUCACAAUGAGCCACCCGCUAACCCUGCAGCCACUGCACCUCUCUGCAGGAGAAUGGGACAGAGCCAAAGGGCGAUGGGACCCAACUAGGGUGUUUAGUAUGAGGGCGAUGCAGGGGGAUCAAUGUGGGGAGGGACUGGGCUGAGCAGCAGCCAUCAUGGACGUGUUAGGAGGGAGCCAGCGAGCAGGGAGGGGCCCGAGGAUGGUGCAGCUAGAGGCACAUCUCAUUGGGCUACCUAGGGAGUAACCAGAGCACCAGGCCUGGAACCGGGUGGAAGCAGCCCAGCUGCACAGAGGCAAGGAGGGAGGGUGGCAAGAGCAGACUGAGGGCAGCCUUUUGAGGGAGCACUGUCUGAAGAGGGGAGGGGUGGGGAGAGCCCCUGCUUGGCGCUAAAUCCCCCAGCUUUACAGCCCAGCUAUCACCACGAGCUUGGACUCUGGGAUUGCAGCAGCUGGAGACUCCCUGGCGGUGGGGGAGUGGGACAAGAUUCCAGUCACCCCCCAGCAACACCAGGAAUUUCCAGCAGGGGAGAACUCACCUGUCCUGCAUUCGCAGCCCAGGGUCCUCUGCCCCCACCCCAUGGACUCAACCUCCCGUGGCUGCAGGGGAGCUGGGGUGGCUCUACCGGCACAGUGCUUGGUUCACACCAGGGGCAGCAGUUCGAGGAGUGACAAGAGGCCCAGUGAGAGCAGGGCAAGCGCUAAAGGCCUCUCCCCCCACCGCCCAUAUGCAGCUGCUGGCAAAGGGGUCCUCUGCCGAAUCUGCAGCCCAGGGUGUUCCAGAGGGGGCAUGGCGGGGAUUGGGUGCGGUGGCGUGUGGCAUUGGCAAAGGAGCUGGUUGCAGGCAGCUGGAAGAUGGGAGCCGGGGUGAUGCCCCCACCCCCCAAGACAACUGCUUGGAGCAUAGGCCGCAGGUUCAUGGGGCCGUGCUGGAGAGAGCCUUGCCUCACAGACAGGACUUGGGGGGCAUGUUAGGGUGAGAGCAGGCAGCUUGAGGGAAGUCUGGUCCCUGUCUCUCCCCUGUGAGUGGACUUUAGGAGGCAAUGGCUGGUCCUGGGCCCCGUCUGCCCUGGCCCCCGUCUUUAGUUCUCAGCAGCAUCUCCAGGGCUGUGGCAGAAGCGUGAGGGCAACCCCUAACUGGCUACUGCAGAGCACAGUGCAGUGCUGCAUCCUCGGGGUGACCUAUGGGACAGCAGUGCCAGCGCACCCUCAGAUGCAGAAGGAGCUGUGCAGGCGGGGAUCUGUGGUCCUCAUGCACAGCCCAUGUGCUUUAAAGCAGAAGGUAACCCCAGACCUUGCUGUCAGACGGCAUCCUUCCUCCCCCAGCCACAGCAGUUGGGUGCCGUCGAUACUCCUUGGCAGGAGGGUGUCUAAUGUUCUGCUCUGCUUGGAAAGACAGGGACUAAAAUUACCAUUUUGUAUGACAAUUAUACUGUAUAUUUGACAGUUUUUAAUAUAUGAACCAUUCAGCUGU